Messenger RNA from Maudiozyma barnettii, 498 nucleotides. It is a transcript of the gene ISU2, whose product is annotated as putative iron-binding protein ISU2. Gene Ontology annotation, cellular component: cytoplasm; mitochondrial matrix. The transcript has a single exon. NCBI's taxonomy places the organism in Eukaryota, Fungi, Ascomycota, Saccharomycetes, Saccharomycetales, Saccharomycetaceae. The record is from RefSeq and is a predicted model, not a curated record. Gene Ontology annotation, molecular function: ferrous iron binding; 2 iron, 2 sulfur cluster binding. Gene Ontology annotation, biological process: iron-sulfur cluster assembly; intracellular iron ion homeostasis. The coding region runs from base 1 to 498 and encodes 165 amino acids.
AUGAAUUCACUAAUACCCAGACUAUUUAACACUACUACUGCUCGUGCAGCUUCUUUCAAUAUGAUGAGAUCCACAACAUCGAUGACGAUAAUGUCAAGAAGAGCAUACCAUCCAAAAGUUAUUGAACACUACACAAAUCCAAGAAAUGUCGGUUCGCUAGAUAAAAAAUCAAAGGAUGUAGGGACAGGGAUCGUUGGGGCUCCUGCUUGUGGAGAUGUUAUCAAAUUACAAAUUCAGGUCGAUGAUAAGACUGGCAUAAUUGAAAACGUCAAGUUUAAGACGUUUGGUUGCGGUUCGGCUAUUGCUUCUUCGUCAUAUAUGACUGAAUUGGUUCAUGGUAUGUCCAUCGAUGAUGCUGCAAAGAUUAAAAAUACGGAAAUCGCUAAAGAAUUAUCUUUACCUCCUGUGAAACUACACUGCUCGAUGUUAGCUGAAGAUGCAAUUAAAGCAGCUAUUAAAGAUUAUAAGACUAAGAGAAAUUCUACCGUUCUGCAUUAA